Molecule: messenger RNA, 3982 nt
Organism: Pyrus x bretschneideri (Chinese white pear)
Lineage: Eukaryota; Viridiplantae; Streptophyta; Magnoliopsida; Rosales; Rosaceae
Product: alpha-mannosidase 2-like
Exons: 4
Coding region: 27-3512 (1161 amino acids)
Biological process (GO): N-glycan processing; protein deglycosylation; mannose metabolic process
Cellular component (GO): Golgi membrane
Molecular function (GO): alpha-mannosidase activity; carbohydrate binding
Source: RefSeq, a predicted model, not a curated record
UUUCCCCCAAAACAAAACAAACGGGAAUGGCUUUCUCGUCGUACAUUGGCAGCACCCGCCGCGGCGGCUGGGCCAACUCCCUCCUCCCUUCCUCCUCCGCAUCCAACCCCAAAUCCAAGCUCACCAGAAAGCCCCGCAGGCGAUUACCCCUCCGCGACUUCAUCUUCGCAAACUUCUUCGUUAUCGGCAUCUCGAUCUCCCUCUUCUUUUUCCUCAUUGUCUUCCUCCGCUACGGCGUCCCCACACCCCUCUCCUCCCACUUCAAAUCCAAAUCCCCCGCCCGCUUCUCCAAGCCCCGAAAGCCCGUUUCCCGCAAGACCGUCUCGGCCGCCGACGCCGAUGCUGGGGCCACCGUCGACCUCACCACCAAGGACCUGUACGACAAGAUUGACUUCUCGGAUGUGGAGGGCGGGCCGUGGAAGCAGGGGUGGCGGGUGAGCUACAAAGGGGACGAGUGGGACUCUGAGAAAUUGAAGGUGAUCGUGGUGCCCCAUUCGCAUAACGAUCCCGGCUGGAAGCUCACGGUGGAAGAGUACUACGAUGUGCAAUCCAGACAUAUUCUUGACACCAUUGUCGAUACGCUUUCGAAGGAUUCUCGGCGCAAGUUUAUAUGGGAAGAGAUGUCUUAUCUGGAAAGAUGGUGGAGAGACGCCUCUGAUCACAAAAGGGAGUCAUUCACCAAUUUGGUGAAAAAUGGUCAGCUCGAAAUUGUUGGAGGUGGCUGGGUAAUGAACGAUGAGGCUAAUUCACAUUAUUAUGCCAUAAUUGAGCAGAUGACAGAAGGAAAUAUGUGGUUGAACGAAACUGUUGGGGCUAUUCCUAAAAAUGCUUGGGCGAUAGAUCCAUUUGGAUACUCACCUACCAUGGCAUAUCUUCUCCGUCGCAUGGGUUUCGAAAAUAUGCUUAUUCAGAGGACCCAUUAUGAGCUGAAGAAGGAACUUGCACUGCAUAAAAAUUUGGAGUAUAUAUGGCGUCAGAGCUGGGAUGUGGAUGAAACUACCGAUAUUUUUGUCCACAUGAUGCCCUUUUAUUCUUAUGAUAUUCCACAUACUUGUGGGCCAGAGCCUGCUAUUUGUUGUCAGUUUGACUUUGCUCGAAUGCGUGGCUUUGAUUAUGAACUCUGUCCGUGGGGAGACGAUCCAGUAGAGACCAACCAGGGAAAUGUUCAGGAGCGGGCACUUAUUCUACUAGAUCAAUAUAAGAAGAAAUCAACACUGUACAGGACAAAUACACUUCUUAUUCCUCUUGGAGAUGAUUUCCGCUACAUAAGCAUCGAUGAAGCUGAAGCUCAGUUUAGGAACUACCAAAUGUUGUUUGAUUAUAUCAAUUCUAAUCCCAGUUUAAACACAGAGGCCAAGUUUGGAACCCUGGAAGAUUACUUUUGGACCCUUCGUGAGGAGGCUGAAAGAAUAAAUCAUUCACUUCCUGGUGAGAUUGGUUCCUUUCAGGUUGGGGGUUUUCCUUCUUUGUCAGGUGACUUCUUCACUUAUGCUGAUAGGCAACAGGACUAUUGGAGUGGCUAUUAUGUUUCCAGGCCUUUCUUCAAGGCUGUUGAUCGAGUUCUCGAGCAGACAAUUCGUACCACAGAGAUGAUGAUUGCUUUCCUGCUUGGGUACUGCCAGAAACCACAAUGUGAAAAGUUGCCCAUGGGGUUCUCCUACAAGUUGGCUGCUGCUAGGAGGAACUUAGCUCUUUUCCAGCAUCACGAUGGAGUGACUGGUACUGCUAAAGAUCAUGUGGUCCUGGACUAUGGGACUCGGAUGCACACAUCUUUGCAGGACUUGCAGAUUUUCAUGUCUAAAGCUAUUGAAGUACUGCUCGGAAUGCGCCAUGAGAAAAAUGAGAAUAACCCGUCUCAGUUUGAGCCAGAACAGGUGAGAUCUAAAUAUGAUGUUCAGCCUGUUCAUAGAGCAAUCAUGGCCCAUGAAGGAACUAGACGGUCGGUGGUGUUUUUUAAUCCUUUGGAGCAGACAAGAGAAGAGGUUGUGAUGGUUAUUGUUAACCGUCCAGAUGUUACUGUUCUAGACUCAAACUGGACAUGUGUUCAAAGCCAAAUAUCCCCUGAGCUUCAGCAUGAUAAAAGCAAAACUUUUACUGGAAGGCACCGUGUCUACUGGCAGGCUUCUGUUCCUGCAUUGGGGUUGCAAACAUAUUACAUUGCUAAUGGUUUUGUUGGAUGUGAAAAGGCCAAACCAGCAAAACUAAAAUUUUUCUCAAAGUCUGGUUCUUUAUCUUGUCCCACUCCAUAUGCUUGCUCAAAACCAGAUGCUGAUGUUGCUGAAAUCCAGAACAGGAACCAAAUACUCACCUUUGAUGUGAAGCAUGGCUUGCUGCAGAAAAUAAGCUAUAAGAAUGGUUCGCAAAAUGUUGCGGGUGAGGAAAUAGCUAUGUACUCUAGCUCGGGAAGUGGAGCCUACCUAUUUAAACCCAAAGGUGAUGCCCAGCCUAUCAUCGAAGAAGGUGGGCAGUUGGUGAUCUCUGAGGGCCCUUUGGUGCAGGAAGUUUACUCUUAUCCAAGGACUGCAUGGGAGAAGAGCCCCAUUUCUCAUAGCACCCGUAUCUACAAUGGAGAGAAUACUGUACAGGAAUUUCUCAUUGAGAAGGAGUAUCAUGUUGAGCUUCUCGGCCAGGAGUUUGAUGACAAGGAGUUGAUAGUUAGGUAUAAAACAGAUGUUGAUAACAAAAGGAUAUUCUUUUCUGAUUUAAAUGGCUUUCAGAUGAGUCGGAGAGAAACCUAUGAUAAAAUCCCAGUUCAGGGCAAUUAUUACCCUAUGCCCGCUCUUGCAUUCAUGCAGGGCUCCAAUGGUCAGCGCUUUACAGUCCAUUCCCGGCAGUCAUUGGGUGUCGCAAGUCUUAAAAAUGGAUGGUUGGAGAUUAUGCUUGACCGUCGUUUGGUAAGAGAUGAUGGACGAGGUCUUGGACAAGGAGUGAUGGACAACCGUGCUAUGAAUGUAAUCUUCCACAUCGUUGUGGAGUCUAAUAUUUCAGCCACAUCAAACCCAGUUUCCAACCCAUUGCCCUUGAACCCAUCUCUUCUUUCUCACCGUGUCAGUGCUCACCUGAACUAUCCGUUGCAUGCAUUCAUUGACAAGAAGCCAGAGGAGUUAACAGUGCAGCCACCCCCAAGAUCUUUCUCCCCCUUAGCCGCUUCCUUACCAUGUGAUCUGCAUAUUGUAAGUUUUAAGGUUCCCCAACCUCUAAAAUACACUCAACAACCUCUCGGAGAUUCUAGGUUUGCGCUAAUUUUACAGAGACAGAACUGGGACUCUUCAUAUUGUCGGAAGGGCAGAUCAGGGUGCACUAGAUUUGCUGAUGAGACUGUGAAUCUCUUUUACAUGUUCAAAGACCUUGCGGUAUUUAAUGCAAGAGCUACUUCCUUAAAUCUUUUACAUGAGGACAUGGAUAUGCUUGGGUAUACUGAUCAAUUUGGAGAUGUUGCUCAAGACGGACACGUUCUUAUGUCUCCAAUGGAAAUACAGGCUUACAAGCUGGAAUUGCGGCCGCACAAAUGAAUGUACUAGCAGCAGAUUUUCUUACUAUAUUCUCAUGGUUGCUUUUUCAGCAGUGUUCAUGGCUAAACGCUAUAAUGCGUCCUUAUCUCUCCCGUGGAAAUGCAGGCUUACAAGUUCAAGUUACGACCACACGGAUGAAGGUACUGGUGGCUUGGUUUCAUUUCUCCAUUCUCAUGGAUGCUUCUUCAAUGGGGUUAGUAGCAUAUGACAAUGGUUUCUCAUAUCCCACUAUCAACAUGAUCAAAGUGGGAACCAGAUAUAUGCUGCUACUUCAAUACAUGUUGCCAAGUCAGGGCAAAGACAAUUCGUACGAGCAGCGACACAGUCAAAGCAACCAUCCAUGGUUGCCCUUGCGAGCAAGUUGAUUGAUAGACUUGCCCUUGGGAUUCUUUUUGUUGUAAAGCUGCCGCUAACAAUUAUGUAUGAGAUUAGUACUUGUGUGUUCAAAAUGAUAGUGAGGUUAAUGGUGA